Molecule: messenger RNA, 1777 nt
Organism: Chionomys nivalis (European snow vole)
Lineage: Eukaryota; Metazoa; Chordata; Mammalia; Rodentia; Cricetidae
Gene: Pdlim3
Product: PDZ and LIM domain 3
Exons: 8
Coding region: 112-1206 (364 amino acids)
Biological process (GO): actin cytoskeleton organization; muscle structure development; heart development
Cellular component (GO): filamentous actin; Z disc; stress fiber
Molecular function (GO): actin binding; muscle alpha-actinin binding
Source: RefSeq, a predicted model, not a curated record
ACUCCCCGACAGCAUUCCCAGCUAGGUCGCAGCCUGGGGAGCUAAGUGGGUUGUCCGGUUCCGGGACACGCAGUGUGCACCCGUCGUUUGACCCGGUCCCAGGAAGGCAUCAUGCCCCAGAACGUGGUCCUCCCGGGCCCUGCGCCCUGGGGCUUCAGACUCUCGGGGGGCAUAGACUUCAACCAGCCUUUGGUCAUCACCAGGAUCACUCCGGGAAGCAAGGCGGCAGCUGCCAACCUGUGUCCUGGAGAUGUCAUCCUGGCUAUUGACGGCUUUGGUACGGAGUCCAUGACCCAUGCAGAUGCACAGGACAGGAUUAAAGCCGCAGGGUAUCAGCUGUGUCUCAAGAUUGACAGGGCAGAAACCCGCUUAUGGUCGCCACAGGUGUCUGAAGAUGGAAAAGCGCAUCCUUUCAAAAUCAACUUAGAAGCUGAACCACAGGAUGUGAACUACUUUGAACACAAGCACAAUAUUCGGCCCAAACCUUUCAUAAUUCCAGGCCGAACAAGUGGCUGCAGCACGCCUUCCGGUGUUGACUGCGCCAGCGGACGCAGCACCCCUUCCUCUGUCAGUACCGUUAGCACGAUCUGCCCAGGCGACUUGAAAGUUGCUGCUAAGAUGGCCCCUAACAUUCCUUUGGAAAUGGAACUUCCUGGUGUGAAGAUUGUCCAUGCUCAAUUUAAUACACCCAUGCAGCUGUACUCAGAUGAUAAUAUCAUGGAAACACUGCAGGGUCAGGUUUCCACCGCUCUGGGGGAGACACCCUCAAUGAGUGAACCCGCAGCCUCAGUACCCCCUCAAUCGGAUGUGUACCGCAUGCUCCAUGACAAUCGGGAUGAACCAACUCCUCCUCGCCAGUCAGGCUCCUUCAGGGUGCUCCAGGAAAUGGUGAACGACGGGCCUGAUGAUCGUCCCGCUGGAACAAGAAGCGUGAGGGCUCCAGUUACUAAAGUCCACGGCGGAGCUGGCAGUGCCCCGAGGAUGCCACUCUGUGACAAGUGUGGCAGUGGCAUUGUAGGCGCUGUCGUCAAGGCCCGGGAUAAGUACCGGCACCCCGAGUGCUUUGUGUGUGCUGACUGUAACCUCAACCUCAAGCAGAAGGGCUACUUCUUCGUGGAGGGGGAGCUGUACUGUGAGACCCAUGCGAGAGCCCGUACGAGACCCCCAGAAGGCUACGACACCGUCACUCUGUACCCCAAAGCCUAAGUCCUUUGCAGACGAGAACACGCAUGCUCGCACCCACGCACACUUACACUGGCCAAUGACAUGGAUGGCUUUAGCAGAAGGAGCGCGAACAGUCACCUCCCAAUCUGAAGCCACGGCUUUUUAGGCAUGUAUCCUAUUGUGUAGUGAGGGCAAGAAAUGGGAAGGCAAACGCCCACCUCGUGACAAAGCCAGUAUUAUCUGCGAUUUGCAAUUCUUUAUCUUUGGGGACAGCAAUGGUGACAUUUAAAGCAAUAAUGUUUCAACCUUAUGCUCCACCAUUCCCAUCUGUUAUACCACCAUUGGAUGUGGUAACACCUGGAUAUUUGGGGGAGUUGAGUUGUUUUUCCUUCAGAAUUGCUUUUGACAAUUGUAGUAAGAAAUGCCAAAUAGCAACCUUGUAUUCUAACAGAAUCUGCAGGUGUCUGUGUCUGUUUUUCCUAGCGUGCUUGUCAGGAAGCCGCUUCCAGGAUUUCUGUUUUGUAGGCAAAUAGCUGUGCCACGGGACAACAGAAACACAAUAAAUACGGGAAGCAUGUUUUUAAAUUCCCAGUGAACCAGUAUUCGGUGGAGU